CAUGCGCACAUGUCGGCAGGCGCCCGCGGUGUCGUGAAAUAGAAAGUAGGGCGACAGUCCCACUGUACACCGCACCCCCUGUAUAUAAGCGCGCGAAUUCCUGAUGACAGCGAACGUUUUCUCGCCAUUCCGAAAGACGCGCUUCGGGAUCCACAGGAUAUACACGCCGGGUGGACGCCUGCUGCUUCGCUGAUAUCGAAGACAAUCUUUGUCGCCGUGGUGUCGACGCACGCAAGGGAACAAUCAUGGUAUUUCAGGUGCUGUUGAUUGCCGCUGCCGCCACCACCGCCUUUGCUGGUUAUGCCCGGCCGGCUGCCGCUCCAGCUGUCGCAGCUCCCGUUCUCGCCGCAGCUCCAGCGCCUGUUCUUGUCCAGCCAGCGCACCCGUACAGCUUCGGCUACGACUCCAAGGAUGAGUUCGGCACCCAUCAGUACCGCAACGAAGUGAGCGAUUCGGCCAACCAAAAGCGCGGCAACUACGGCUACAAGGACGCCGGCGGAGUCUUCAGACAAGUCGACUACGUGGCCGACGGCGCGGGCUUCCGGGCCAACGUGUACACCAACGAGCCGGGCACGGCACCGUCGGCGCCCGCGGCCGCCGCCUACACCGCUCCUGCAGCCGCCCCCGUGGCUGCCGCGCCCGUGGCAAGGCCUCCUCCCCCUGCUGCUCCCGUUGUGGCCGCGGCUUCGUACAGGCCCGUGGUCAGACCUGCUCCCGUGGCCUUCCCGGCUCCCCCGCCGGCUCCCCUGGUCUACGGACCCGCUCCCGUGGCCAAGGCUGUGCCAGCGCCGUACCCAGCGGUGUUCCACGCGCCGGCUCCCUACUGGGCGCACCCGGCUCCCGCUGCAGCGCCAGUCGUCCACUCCGUCGCACCCGUCGUGCCGGCGGCUCCGGCUGUGCCGGCCCCCGCACCUGUGCUACCGGCACCAGUUCACUAUGGCCCGCCGGCGCCGCUUCACUAUGCCGCACCGGCACCACUUCACUAUGGCGUGCGGCCGCCAGUCGCCCUGACAGCUCCGGGGCCCGCACCGCUCGGGGUGGCACACGCGCACUACGUUCACUACUAUUAGGACACCCUGACGGACUCUCUGGGACGUCCUGAAUCUUCAUUCCAUCGUUCACUUCAUUACCAAGCUCUUUUUUUUUUGUCAAGUGAUGACGGAAGGAGGUCCGCAUGCUUGUCGUGCGCCGGAAAGCUAUGAAUGUGGAGAACGCGUUUCUCAGCUUAGAAUAAAUUGUGUCGCCGACGAAAUGAAGAAAUGUAAUGGAAAGUGGUCCUCAAGACUAUAUUAAGACUCAAGGCUUCGCCAUUUCGAGAACUUUUCUAGCGACAUGGAGACUGUAUGAGAAGGUGUCGUACUUAAAAGCAUGCAGUGAAGUAAGCGCAGUGCGAAGCAUUACAUCACCAAAAGCGCUGUCACGUAGCCCUUUAUACGCUGCGCGUUUGUUUGAAUGAUUCGUGACCAGCUCACCGAAAUUUCCAUUUCUUUUAGGCACAGACUUUUUUUUUAUAUCCCAAUGGUGCUAAGCUGUGAUUACUCUGCAGCUUUGACAUACUCAUGCAGUGACGAGGCUCAGGCGAUCUUUGAAGAAAUUCCGCGCGAGUUGACGCUGGCCGCCAGGUGGAGUCUUGGUUCUUCAGCUAUUGCCAAGUGCUGCUGAAAGCAAUAUCAUAGCGGAUGUCGAUGCAAAAACUGCACAGACGUAUAACAUGUUAUCAUUGACUUCAUUGCAUUCGUUGCUGUCGAAGUGGUCUUCCUUUAUUGCUUUUCUCGUGACAAAAAAAAUCAUGAUUGAUAUUAUUGAGCCGAUUAUCAGUGGCAAGACCUCAGAAUGUUUCUGUUCCAAUGAAAGAGAAGAUGUAAAAGAGUUAAUAAUAUCUGCAAGAUGAGCAGCAUUUCCUCAGACCACGAACAUCGUACACUGAAGUUGAAUUUGCGGCUGAGGAAUCAGCGCUGCAUGCAAUAUUUCUUCGUUAAUCAUACGAGCACAUCGAACAAGCAAACACUACUUUGUCUGAACAGCACAUUACAGUCUGUGUAUUCAAGAAUAAGCACAUUUCUGGGUGUAGUUUUCUGCGCUGUGUUCUAGUCUAACAACUAUUGCUCAUAGAAAACAAAGUGUUAUAAAUGUAAUAAUACUGCUUUUCUUCGGUAAAACUGUUUUCUUCGCAACGAAGGAUGUCAGUACAUUUUGAAGCGGUCUUUGUCUCCUGGACACAGAAGCCAGUUGCACAAAAACACGCUCUCUUUUAAUUGUAUUUGCUUGGUGCGGUCUCCGAGAUUAUUAAACAGCAUGGAGUCCCGAGGUUCUCGUUGUAAGAAGCAGUUUGUUAUUCAUUAUUGUUCCUGUUUCAGAAUGCACAUAAUUAUGUAUAUUGCGCUCAUUUUAAUAAAAGAGCUGACAUAGA
Dermacentor albipictus is the source of this 2410-nucleotide messenger RNA. Its product is annotated as cuticle protein 16.8-like. Gene Ontology annotation, molecular function: structural constituent of chitin-based larval cuticle. Gene Ontology annotation, cellular component: chitin-based extracellular matrix. NCBI's taxonomy places the organism in Eukaryota, Metazoa, Arthropoda, Arachnida, Ixodida, Ixodidae. The record is from RefSeq and is a predicted model, not a curated record.